Sander lucioperca (pikeperch) is the source of this 3218-nucleotide messenger RNA. It is a transcript of the gene gga3b, whose product is annotated as golgi associated, gamma adaptin ear containing, ARF binding protein 3b. Gene Ontology annotation, cellular component: trans-Golgi network. The record is from RefSeq and is a predicted model, not a curated record. NCBI's taxonomy places the organism in Eukaryota, Metazoa, Chordata, Actinopteri, Perciformes, Percidae. The transcript has 17 exons. The coding region runs from base 104 to 2209 and encodes 701 amino acids. Gene Ontology annotation, biological process: vesicle-mediated transport; intracellular protein transport. Gene Ontology annotation, molecular function: ubiquitin binding; small GTPase binding; phosphatidylinositol binding.
CAAUGGUAGAUGCUGUUUUGUUUUUUUCCACACAAAAUAAUCCGAGCAAUAAUUUGGGACUCUCGCGCACACGCUGGUGACGUCACGCGAUGUUUUUAGUGCUAUGGCGUACCAGGAAGGGGAGUCGCUUGAAUCUUGGCUCAAUAAAGCCACCCAUCCGACAAACAGACAGGAGGACUGGGAGUACAUCAUAGGCUUCUGUGAUCAAAUCAACAAGGAACUGGAAGGUCCUCAAAUAGCUGUGACUCUGCUCGUCCAUAAAAUCCACUCACCACAAGAAUGGGAAGCUCUUCAGGCUCUGACAGUAUUGGAGGCAUGUAUGAAGAACUGCGGGAGGAGGUUUCAUAAUGAAGUCGGAAAAUACAGAUUUUUGAAUGAGCUGAUUAAAGUUGUGUCUCCAAAGUACAUGGGGGACAGUGCACCUGAGAAGGUGAAGAUGAAGAUCAUAGAGAUGCUGUACAGCUGGACGGUGGCUUUUCCAAAUGAAACCAAGAUCGGUGAAGCCUACCAGACGCUGAGAAGACAGGGCCUCGUGACACAUGACCCGGAGUUACCGCUGGACAAGACUCUGAUUCCCUCUCCCCCGACACGACCGAAACAUCCGGUGUUUGACAACGAGGACAUGGGCAAGCUGCUUGCUGAGCUACUCCGGAGUAAAAAUCCAGAGGACCUCCAGGAAGCCAACAGAUUAAUUAAAAACAUGGUGAAAGAGGAUGAGGCUCGAGUGCAUAAGGUUACAAAGCGUAUACACACACUGGAAGAGGUGAACAUCAAUGUCAAGCUGCUGACGGAGAUGCUGUCCCACUACAAUAAAGACCGCUCCACUGACUCAGACAAGGAUAUCAUUAAGGAGCUCUACGAGCGGUGUGACAAGCUGAGGCGUGCGGCUUUCAAAAUGGCUACUGAGACAGAAGACAAUGACACCAGUUUAGGUGAUAUCCUGCAGGCCAGCGAUGACCUCUCCAGAGUCAUUAACUCCUAUAAGAAGAUAGUUGAGGGGCAGCCCAUCAACGGUGACAGCGAGGAGCCUCGAUCUACAGCUGGUCACGGCGAGAGUGAGACCACAGAUACACUGAUCGACCUCGCUGGCCUCGAUGCUCCGAGCCCUCCUCAACCUGCCGCCCCUAUUUUUCAGUCCUCAAAUCUUGUUUCCACCAAUCCUACGGCUUCCCCCAUCCCUGUUCUGCCUCCUCCUCCCAAACGUCCGGCCGGCUCCCAUGGCAGUCAGAGCAACAGCCCGAGUCACCCCCCCCUCGACAAGGCCUCCACUGCACUCUCUCUCCUUGACGAUGAGCUGCUGUCUCUAGGACUGAACGACCCCCCUAUCUCUCUGAGCAGCCAAUCAAAACCCAAGUUGAACGACUUGACCAAUCAGUGGCCUUCCUUGCAGGCUCCAGCUUCAGGUGUGGAUAUGUUUUGCAGUAUAGCUUGUUCAGGUCCUGUGGUGCCUCCAGGUGAACCAGCUGCUGCCACACACAGUCUACAGAACCUGCAAGACCUGGCCAUGAUGGACUUUUCAGAUCACAAGAGUUUGUCCAUCAAGAUGACGGCCAAAGGAAGCAGCUUCGGGAUGCCUGCAGCAGCACCUUCCCUCAUACAUGGGCAGGGUUCUCCUUCUUCACCUUCUUUUCUCCAGGGUACGAUGCCCGGCUCUCCUGCUCUGUCCUAUGCCAAGGCCCAGAGCCUGGGCUCAGCCCCGGGCAGCCCGCUGUUCCGCUCUCUAUCCCCUUGUCACCCUCCCCUUCAGGGCAGCCCGGCCAGAGCCACAGACAUCUCCCUCAGCAAUGUGCACGUCCCUCUGGAGGCCAUCAGACCGAGUAAAGUGCUGCCUGUGACGGCCUACGAUAAGGACGGUGUUCGCAUGCUCCUCAACUUUGCAUCUGACUGCCCCCCCGGCAGGCCUGACGUGUUGGUGAUGGUGGUGUCCAUGCUCAAUACAGCACCCUUGCUCGUUCACAAUGUGGUACUGCAAGCGGCUGUGCCCAAGUCAAUGAAGGUGAAGCUGCAGCCUCCAUCAGGAGCAGAACUGGCACCAUUUAACCCUAUCCUCCCUCCAGCCUCCAUUAACCAGAUCAUGUUGCUGGCCAACCCAACAAAGGAGAAGGUGCGUCUGCGCUACAAGCUGGCUUUCACACUAGGAGAGCGUCUGUAUAAUGAGGUUGGAGAGGUCAACCAGUUUCCUCCACCAGAGACAUGGGGUCAUCUAUAGAAGUGUGCAGGCCUGCUGCCACUUAGCAGGGACAGACUGCUUCAUACUCCAUGAAGGGGUGUGUGCAUAUUUACAUUUACCCCAGAGAGAAAGAAGGGGAAGGUGGGGGAAUUCAGCUGCACUCUGCCUUUCAGCUUCACAUUCAGUGUAGUUGUUAAUUUGGCCGUUGUUGUUACAGGCAGUGAGAAGCUAACAGCAGACACAAAAGUUGCAUUUACAUAGUGCUUGUAUACUUUUCUGCAACUAUUUGGCAAGUAAGACAGCCGUGGUGUUUACAGGUCGAUGGAACUAACAUAAUAUUUUAAUGGAUUUUCCCCAAGAUGAACAUAACAGAUUUGAAUGUACUAUAAAUAACCAAUGCAUUAGAGCUCAGACCUGACUGAUGUGAUGGAUUGCAGCAUAACAAACUUACUUUUGUAAGAACAGAGCCAAGAUACAACAGUUACAGAUACAAAAACUUGUAUUUAUUCCUCUGGCUGAGCACUUUCUUAGCCCACAGAAAAUAUACUUGAAUAUAUCCAGGAAUUUGAAAAUGGCAUGUAGUAGAUGUCUUCGGAUGAGGGUAAACUGAAACAUUAAUUUAAGUAAAAUGUACUGUACUGAUUAUUUCAGCCAUCAAGAAGUUUGACAUGGUUAUUAUACGAGUUAAUGUAGCCCCGUUUUAGAUUAGUGGACCAACAAUAUUUAAUGUUGUGCUGUAAAGGCAACCAACUGCACUUAAGAUGGUUCAUUCUUUAAUUACAAAUAUGUCAAGUCUGAGUUCAAUUUUUUUUUUUUUUUUUUUUUUUUUUUUUUUAUUAAAUGAACGGCAAUUGUCCGCAUUUCAUUCAUGAUUUUAGCAGUGGGUAUCUAUAUUUUUGUUCUGAAUUUAAAAGAUGUUUACUCUUCUAUCAAUGUCAGUAUUGAGAGUAUUUAUCAUAUUAUGUCAUAUUUAUUCAUUUGUUAAUAGUAUUUCAGUGCAUCACUGAACCUAGAAAAUGUGAACUGAAAGCUCUAAAUUUGUUAGCUC